AUGCUUGAUGCGGUUGAUAAUCCCGACGCUGGUCGAGCAACUGGAGAAAUAAUACUGGCCCAUUUGGUUGACGGUGCCAUGGACCGGCAGCUUCUCUUAGAUGGUGAGCUUUCCAGUACCGUAGAUAGAGCCAGGCGGCUGGUGGAACUGCUAGAGCUUCUCUGGAAAGAACCGGAUGCCGCUGAGUUCAUAGGUAAGUGA
Protopolystoma xenopodis is the source of this 201-nucleotide messenger RNA. Lineage: Eukaryota; Metazoa; Platyhelminthes; Monogenea; Polystomatidea; Polystomatidae. The record is from the annotation of a GenBank genome assembly.